UGAAUCAAGUCAGUCAACCUGAUCACACUACCUGCGUAUAACGCCGUAUAUAUCCCACACUUUUUUCUGUGCAUCCAGCCUACCGAGACCUGCAGUCUAACCGCCCAUCCCUUCCGACAAACUUUUAAGUUGGCGCGGUUGAAUUCCUGGCCCAUUAUUCCGUACCCAUUGCGUCAAUCAAAACCCAGGGUUAGUGGUGUGCCUAGUAUUGUCAAUCGGUUGCGACAAUGGACAUGGACAAGUUGCUUGUCCUUACCGAAGAUUUCGGGGAAUGGGACCUCCUAAAGCCCCAGGACAAGGAAUUAUUCGAGUCGAGCAGCUACGAAGAUGUGCAGCAGGACCUCAAUGUCAUUCAAUCACAGCGGGUGAUAAUGGAGACGAUGAUGAACUUGAAGCGGCUACAGCCAUUUCUGACCUGCAUGGCCCAUCUCGAGAAGGUCUUGUACACCAUCAAAUUUCAGCAUACUGCAAAGGUCAUGGGCUAUGUUUGGGGUCCGGUUCGAUUUAUCCUCAAGACCACUAAUCCCACGGAGAGAGCAUUCGACAACGUACUCGACGUAUACGAGCAGCUAGGAAAGAAAAUCCCCCCGCUUUACGAGUAUACACGGCUCUUCACUGCACUGCCGGAGAGCGAGGGAUGCUUGCUGUUCAUGUACCAGGACGUUCUUACGUUCCAUCGGCUUGCAUACAAGCUCUUCUCUCUUCAGUUUAAUUUGUGGCAGAAACUGUACCAGCCAACCUGGAAAGCAUUGAGCCAUACGUUCAAGCACCUAGCGGACUCUCUGGAAAGACAUGGGCGGUUCAUACAAGCACACGGAUCAUCUUUCCGAAACCCCCAAGCGAACUUGGACGAAGGUGACGAGUUAGUGUGCGUGGAAUCUGGGCUGGAUAUUACUCAAGACUGGGGUGGUGCCAGGAUGGAAUUCUACCGCUAUCGCAACGAUAUGGACGGACGUCGACACCAAUUUGAGGAGGAAGAGAGAAUUAGGAAAGAAGACGAAAAAAAGAGCGUCAUGACGUGGAUCUCGGCCUCGAAGAAGACGCAGUCGCUUCACAAGAAGUUCCAAGGCACGAGAAUAUGUCCCGACACUGGUCGCUGGCUGUUCAGGAGGUAUAGUGAAGUCACUGACUGGAUGAAAGAAGACCAGCCUCCUGAGUCUGCUAUCUGGCUCCACGGCAGCAAGGGAUUUGGCAAAACUGUGUUAGCAUCGCUCCUCAUAGACGAGCUGAAGGAGCUGUGCACGGAAAAGAAGAAGUACGCGAUCCCACGGAAGAGCAAGACGUACUACUUCUACUGUCAGGAAGAAGAUCCCGAACAUCGCACUUAUCUUGACAUCCUCAAGGGCAUUCUCCAUCAGAUGGUCGACGCUGACGAAGAUCUCUUACCCCUCUGCGUUGAAAAAGCUGCAUCAAGCGGAAGCACAAACCUGGCAAACGCAGAAAUUGCCCAAACCCUCAUCGAGGCCUUCUUCGAGUAUAACUCCAGGCAGUACAUCAUUAUCGACGGGCUUGACGAGUGUGAAGCACAUGAAGAAAUGUGCCAAACUGCAACCUUCUUCAUGAGGCAGGUUACAAAGUGUGACAACGAGAUCAAACAGGGCCGACUGAGGGUUCUGUUCAUGAGCCAGCCGAUGCCGGAGCUGGCUAAGGAAAAAGCCAUGCCGGAAGACGAUGCCUGUGUGGAGCUCAAGUCGACCGACAAUGCGGACGACAUCAGGGCCUACGUGAAGAAGAGGAUCCCGGACUUCUCCGAGAGGCGUGCCACAAGUAGUGGUUUUAACCUUUCUGAAGGCGAUAGGGGGCAAAUCGAGAGUAUUAUCUGCCGCCGGAGCGAAGACAUGUUUCUCUAUGCCCAUCUGGCCAUCGAGUAUCUUCUACAGCAGCCGACCAAAGAGAUGCUUCUCGACAAGAUCAAAGAGGAAAUGCUACCCAAGGAACUCUCACAGAUAUAUGAGAAGCUUCUGGGCUCGGUUAGGACCGGGUUGUUGCAACUGGCAGAUGGUGAGACCCACUGGCAGAUGGCCAAGCUCCUCCUGGGCUGGCUGGUCUGCGCAAAGCGAGUCCUGAAAUGGCACGAAAUGCAGUCCAUUCUGUCUUAUGACCCGGUUAACCAAAGGGUUGACUUCGACAACAAGAUGCUUCGACAAAAUGCCAAGAAGUACCUCGGGUCAUUGGUGCACGUCCUAGACGGCGACCACAUCCGGAUUAUUCAUUCGACAGCGCGGCGCUACAUCGUCCAAAAUGAGCAUAUCAAUGAGCAAGCAAUCCAGUGCGAACUCACAAUACUUUGUCUGAGAUACCUGUGUCUCCUCAGCUUCUCGAACGGAUAUGACGAAUACGAGCGUCGAGACAAGGCUAAGCUCGGUUGGUUCUCUUUCCAAGACUACGCCUGUUCCCAAUGGCACAGCCACGUUGCCACGAUGAUUAUGGCAUGCAGGGACCUCUUUUUCAACGGGCAUCAUAGCCACGAGUACGAAGAGAAGUUUGGCUCUGCCUUGCAGUAUUUCAUCGACACGCAUCGUGCGGACCUCACGACAGAGCCUCACCCUGACCUCGAACAAACACCUUCCGAACUCGCCGGAUUCUCAGGGCUCUCAUUCUACGGAAACCUCGUCAUCCUAUGGAACCAUAUCUAUACCCACCAGAAGGGCACAUAUGACGUACGCAACACUGUUGGCAUCACUCAGCUCGACAAAGCUCUACAAGAAAAUAGACGCACACUAGAGGAGAACUUCACACCCAGCUCAGAAGCCUGGCUCAAUGACACGAUAGAGGACUACUACGGCCCCAACCUCUUCAAGUGCAAGCGCGUGCUGUGCAAAUUCUUCUAUCAGGGCUACGACAGAAAGAAGGAUCGCGAGACCCACGACGCGCGCCACGACAGGCCGUACCGGUGUCCCGUGAACUGUACCCUCGCUCCUAACGGCUUCUCCUCCAACAAGGAUAGGGAAAAGCACAUACGGACCUAUCACCCGGACCAGAGUGAAGGGCCGUCCAUUUUCGAGCCUAUGCGUUCUAGGACCGGGGAGCCGCGGUUCACCUGCGCCAUGUGCGGCAAGAAUUUCACGCGGAAGAUCACCCUGAAGGGUCACGAGAGGUCUCAUUUUGGGGAGCGUCCGUAUGCAUGCUCAAAUUGUGGCAACAAGUUUGCGAGGUUGAAUGAUUGUCGAAGGCAUGAGAAGAUUCAUUCAAGGAAACGGGCGUAA
Phialemonium atrogriseum is the source of this 3206-nucleotide messenger RNA. RefSeq lists its product as uncharacterized. The coding region runs from base 228 to 3206 and encodes 992 amino acids. Lineage: Eukaryota; Fungi; Ascomycota; Sordariomycetes; Cephalothecales; Cephalothecaceae. The record is from RefSeq and is a predicted model, not a curated record. The transcript is spliced from 7 exons.